Messenger RNA from Budorcas taxicolor (takin), 1060 nucleotides. RefSeq names its product voltage-dependent anion-selective channel protein 1-like. Gene Ontology annotation, biological process: monoatomic anion transmembrane transport. The record is from RefSeq and is a predicted model, not a curated record. NCBI's taxonomy places the organism in Eukaryota, Metazoa, Chordata, Mammalia, Artiodactyla, Bovidae. The transcript has a single exon. Gene Ontology annotation, molecular function: voltage-gated monoatomic anion channel activity. Bases 30 to 881 code for a protein of 283 amino acids. Gene Ontology annotation, cellular component: mitochondrial outer membrane.
AGCCCACUGCCAACGCUUUCGAGCAGAAGAUGGCUGUGCCUCCCACGUAUGCUGAUUUUGGCAAAUCUGCCAGGGAUGUCUUCACCAAGGGCUAUGGAUUUGGCUUAAUAAAACUUGAUCUGAAAACAAAAUCCGAGAAUGGAUUGGAAUUUACGAGCUCAGGUUCAGCCAACACCGAGACCACCAAAGUGAUGGGCAGCCUGGAAACCAAGUACAGAUGGACUGAAUAUGGCCUGACGUUUACAGAGAAAUGGAACACUGACAACACACUAGGCACGGAGAUUACUGUGGAAGAUCAGCUUGCGUGUGGCCUGAAGCUGACCUUCGAUUCAUCCUUCUCACCAAACACUGGGAAAAAAAAUGCUAAAAUCAAGACAGGGUACAAGCGGGAACAUAUCAACUUGGGCUGCGAUGUGGAUUUUGACAUAGCCGGUCCUUCCAUCCGGGGCGCUCUGGUGCUGGGUUAUGAAGGCUGGCUGGCUGGCUACCAGAUGAAUUUUGAGACUGCAAAGUCUCGAGUGACUCAGAGCAACUUUGCAGUUGGCUACAAGACCGAUGAGUUCCAGCUUCACACUAACGUAAAUGAUGGAACAGAGUUUCGUGGCUCCAUUUAUCAGAAGGUGAACAAGAAGUUGGAGACUGCUGUUAAUCUGGCCUGGACCGCAGGAGACAGCAACACGCGCUUCAGAAUAGCAGCCAAGUACCAGAUUGACCCUGACGCCUGCUUCUCGGCUAAAGUGAACAACUCCAGCCUGAUAGGAUUAGGAUAUACCCAGACCCUAAAGCCAGGUAUCAAACUGACACUGUCGGCUCUGCUGGAUGGCAAGAAUGUCAAUGCUGGUGGCCACAAGCUUGGUCUAGGACUGGAGUUUCAAGCAUAAAUGAAUACUGUACAAUCGUUUAAUUUUAAACUAUUUUGCAGCAUAGCUACCUUCAGAAUUUAGUGUACCUUUUAAUGUUGUAUGUCUGGGAUGCAAGUAUUGCUAAAUAUCAUGUUAGACUUCCAGGUUAAAGAUGAUUCAGCUUUAGGGUGUUACCCUUUCAGAGGUACAGAAGAAAC